This is a messenger RNA of Eriocheir sinensis (Chinese mitten crab), 385 nucleotides long. Its product is annotated as tensin-2-like. Lineage: Eukaryota; Metazoa; Arthropoda; Malacostraca; Decapoda; Varunidae. The record is from RefSeq and is a predicted model, not a curated record. The coding region runs from base 103 to 348 and encodes 81 amino acids. The transcript is spliced from 3 exons.
GUGUCGUGGGAACCUUUGACCGUCUUCUAUAUAGCGCGUCUAAUGUUUGUUUUUCUUCUCUGUGUUGCAGGUACGUUACAGUAGGGCAAUGCACGGCCGAGGAUGCUGGGUGGAUGGAUGGAGUGUUGCCCGAGCACGGUGGAGACGCAGCGCCAUGUGUUCAAGGUCAAGAAGGUCAAGAAGGCGCGGCCGUGUCAGGUGUGUCACACGCCGGUGGUCAAGGUGGGCUCCUGCUGCCGAGUUUGCAAAUACCUGGUGCACAAGGCCUGCGAACCCAAGGUAAGCACUCUCACCCUCGUUCUCAGGUGUUGCUGUUACCUGAGUGUUGGUUUAGUGCGGCAGUGUUGAGUUUCUUGUUUUAUAUUUUUAUGUUUGUUUUUUUGGU